Messenger RNA from Fragaria vesca subsp. vesca, 2207 nucleotides. RefSeq lists its product as uncharacterized. Bases 201 to 2063 code for a protein of 620 amino acids. The transcript has a single exon. Lineage: Eukaryota; Viridiplantae; Streptophyta; Magnoliopsida; Rosales; Rosaceae. Gene Ontology annotation, molecular function: protein binding. The record is from RefSeq and is a predicted model, not a curated record.
ACACUAGAUCCGUACACACAGUAAAGACCCAAGUCAAAAUCAGCUCACAGGUCUCACCUGACUGACCGACCCGCACGACCGUGCCUCAAAUCCAACCCGAUCCAAAAUCCUCCGAAUUCCAGAUCCAACCACGUCGCAGAUCCGCCGCAAUGCUUUAGCUGAAUGAAGAAAAGCCCAGACUUAACCCACCUCAUCAAACCAUGGCGAUUACAGCAAAAGGCAAGCUCAUUCUCAUCUCCUUUCUCUUCGUUUUCUCAUCCUCUAAGCUUGUUUUAGUCAAAUCCGAUUCCGAACCCGAACCCGAGCCCAACCCGCAGCAGCUCGUGUUGCAGAGGCUGGAGGAGGUAGUGAGAAACCUCUCCGAAAUAGUCGCCAGGUUAGAACAAAGACUCGCGGAGCCGAAAGUCGUGGAGGGUUUGAUUUCUCCGCUCGAACAAAAGGUAAAUCACGGCGGUGAAAAAGUGAGAAAUGAUGGUCAAGUUGGAAAUGGAGGAGAAGAGAGGGCGAGGGCAGUUUCGGUAACGAAGUACAGUCCGUUUUGGUCGGACAGGUUUCAGUUUGUUUCGGCUGUGAAAUUGGAUUCCCAGGCGACUUGUAUCCACGUGUUGCCGUUUCGGGAUAGCGAGGGGGGUUCGAAGUACGUUGCGGUGGGGGAUGAGAGAGGGAGGGUUUAUGUGUUUUUGAAGAAUGGGGAUGUUGUGGUGGAGUUUGAUACCCUUUUGGGGUCACCCAUUAUGGCAAUGGCUUCGUUCUUGUCGAUUUAUAAGAAUGAGAGCUUUGUUGUGACAGGACAUAGGAAUGGAGAGAUUUUGAUGCAUAGGGUUUGGGAGGGGGUGAGUGGAGAAGAGUGGAGCUCGGUGAUGAUGGAGAGUGUGAGUAAGUUUGAUACCGGGGAGGACGGGCUGCCGGUUACUAUUUUGGAGGUGCAUCAUCUUGGGAGGAUGAGUUACAUACUGGCGAGUGAUGUGAGUGGGAAGAUUACGGUUUAUAAAGAGAAUGGGGCUGUUCAUGGCUCCACUAUGCCGUCGAGUAGGCCGCUUGCUUUCUUGAAGCAGCGGCUUCUGUUUUUGACAGAGACAGGUGCAGGGUCGUUGGACUUGAGGACCAUGAAGAUUAGGGAGUCUGAAUGUGAGGGGCUGAAUCACUCGCUGUCUAGGUACUAUGUUUUUGAUGCGACAGAGAGGUCCAAAGCGUAUGGGUUUACAUCAGAAGGUGAGCUGAUUCAUGUGGUGUUGUUGGGGGAUGUGAUGAACUUCAAAUGCAGAGUUAGGUCCAAGAGGAAGUUUGAAAUGGAUGAGCCUCUUGCUUUUCAGGCGAUUAAGGGGUGUUUGCUUAUUGUUAGUGGGGAGAAGGUAUUCGUGUAUAAUGUAUCAUCGCAGCAUUAUGUUAGGGUUGGUGCUCCUCGGAUUAUCUUCUCUGCUGGUCUUGAUGAGAUUAGAUCGUCUUUCCUCAAUUAUCAGAUCAUGGAUGUUGACGCAGGGAAAAGAAAUGUGGUACCGUUAAUUGCUAGUGAUCGUGAAAAGCUUGUUGUUCUUGGUCUUGGUGGAGGGUACGUGGGAAUGUAUCGCUCAAACCUUCCUGUAUUUAAAGGUGAAUUUAGCACAAUGCUAUGGACUAGCCCUGUAUUCUUCUUUGUACUUUUCCUAUUUGGAGCUUGGCAUUUUUUUGCGAAGAAGAAAGAAGCACUCACUUCAUGGGGAGGACCUGAUGAUCCAUUUAGUUCGACCUCAGCUACAGCAGGGGCUCCAUUGGGUGGAAAUAGCUCUGGAGAAAGGUCGUUUGUUGACUCUUCGUCAAGAAAUGCUGAUAUGAUGGAUAUUAGAGGUGGCGGUCUCAGAGGUCCAUCACGGAGGUACGUCUCUCCUCCACGGUAUGCAGGUGGAGCAACAAGUUCAUAUAGGCCAGGUCCGGCAGAUCAUAACCCGAGAUCAUCAUCUGUUGAUCCUAGUUUUCGAACAGGUACAGAGCUGAAAUUUAGAGGGUCUGCAUUAGAAUCCACCGGUUUUCCCAAAAGGAGGGAAAGUUUGUUUGUGAACAACCAAGCGAUGGAUGAUAGCAACUGACCUUUAUAGUCAUUUUCAUGUACUUUACUUCAGAUGUUCUUUUUCAUUCUUAGAUCACUCAGAUCGCAGUUUAGGGCCAUCUGAGCCUGCACUACGUGUACUUGUAACAUUACUUCAAAGUUUUCAAUCAACAAUAAAACAUAG